ACCUGGUCUUCUUCAUGGUCGACCAGAUUUGAGGUCGACCUGUGAUAUUAUGCGUUUGCUUCAGUCAUUCUCGUGUUUUAUGAUUUGAGGUCGACCUAUGAUGUUUUGCACUCCAAAUCUUACACGUUUGCUUCGAUCCAUACUCGUUUUAAUGUUUUGAGGUCGACCUAUGAUGUUUUGCACUCCAAAUAUUACGGUUUGCUUCGACCAUUCUCGUGUUUUAUGAAUUGAGGUCGACCUCAGAUGUCUCUGAGGUCGAAAGUUUUUGAUCAGCUGAGGUCGACCUACGAUGUUUCUAAGGUCGACCUAUGACGUUUUGCACUCCAAAUGUUACGCGUUUGCUUCGACCAUUCUCUUUUUUAAUGAAUCGAGGUCGACCUGUGAUGUUCUUGAGGUCGACCUAUGAUGUUUUGCACUCCAAAUAUUACGGUUUGCUUCGACCAUUAUCAUUUUUUGUGAACUGAGGUCGACCUCAAAUGUCUCUGAGGUCGACCUAAUCUAGUUUUUGAUCAGCUGAGGUCGACCUAUGAUGUUUCUAAGGUCGACCUAUGACAUUUUGCACACCAAAUGUUACGCGUUUGCUUCGACCAUUCUCGUUUUUAAUGAACUGAGGUCGACCUGUGAUGUUCUUGAGGUCGACCUAUGAAGUUUUGCACUCCAAAUAUUACUGUUUACUUUGACCAUUAUCGUUUUUUAUGAAUUGAGGUCGACCUCAGAUGUCUCUAAGGUCGACCUAUUCUAGUUUUUGAUCAGUUGAGGUCGACCUAUGAUGUUUCUAAGGUCGACCUAUGACGUUUUGCACUCCAAAUAUUACGCGUUUGCUUCGAUCCAUUUCGUUUUUAAUGAAUUGAGGUCGACCUGUGAUGUUUUUCACUUCAAACAUUACGGUUUGCUUCGAUCCAUUCUCGUUUUUUAUGAACUGAGGUCGACCUGUGUUGUUUCUGAGGUCGAAACGUUUUUGACGAGUCUUGGCCUUCUUCUUCGGUCAAGUUUGUACAUGAUUAACCGAGGUCGACUUAUGAUGUUUUGCACUCCAAUUUUGCGUAUCUUCGACCCAUAUUUUUCCCUGAUUAACUGAGUUCGACCUAUGGUGUUUAUUAGGUCGACCUAUGAUGCUUUUGAGGUCGACCUAUUUAAAUUUUUGUAUCGUAGAUUUACGUAAAUGUUUGGGGUUAUUGAUUCUGCUUGCAAACAGAGGUCGACAGAUGAUGUGUAGAGGUCGACCUAUCAUUGUUCUGUUUUGUCUAUGCAUGUAGUGUAUAGGUCGACCCGUUCCUUUCGAAAAUAUGCUUAACGUGAAUUGUCACUUGUUUGAUUUCAGGAUGUUUCGAGGGAAAAAGAAAAGAAAGUCUGACAAAGGGGCUGCCUCAAAUUUUGAUUGGGAUGACUUCAACCCCACUCUAUUCCAGACCAAGGAGCAAAGUGACAAAUAUGAAGAGAGGAGAAUGCACAACCGCAAGGUGGCUCCUGGAAGGCCAUUGACGACAGAUGCGUAUUCUCAUUUCGAGAAUUACGGGUUUCUAGCACCCUUUGUCGAACAAGAGUGACUGAAGGUGAUAUCUCUGAAUGCACCAUACUACCCAAAAAUGUUACAGUACUUCUACAACAACAUCACCUAUCAGCAUAAUACAAAUGGAUCCAUUCAUGCAUUUAAAAUCUAUGUGAAUGGGGUGGAGAUUCGCAUCAGCAAGAAUGUGUUGACACAAGUACUAGAGACUGCAAACAAGGGGAAGAGAAUCAAUUCUUACACUGCUUGGAAUGAUACUCAUUUCUUGAAAACCAAGCAAAUCCAGACGGUAUGUGGUCUUGAUGAAGAGGAAGAUGCUCAGGAUCGCAGUAGGCCAGCCAACGAGUAACCACCUGACAUUUCAAGCCAGAGUUCUUCACCAUAUGCUUUCCUACAACAUUCUGCCAAAGAGUGGACAUCGGGAGACAGUCACCUACUUCGACAUGGAGCUCCUCACCAACCUACUGUUAGAUGAGAAGGUGAACUUGCCAUACUUGAUUUUUAACCACAUGCUUACCCACAUGCUUACUACUGCAGAGAGUUCAAACAGGAAUCUUCCCUAUGGGAUGAUCCUGAUUUUGCUAUUUGAGCAUUUUAAUGUGAAUUUAAAUGGUGAGGUUUGCUUAAGAAUCUCAAGGCAGGAGUUCUAUACAGUUUCAUCUCUGAAAAAGAUGGGCUUUGAGCUCCGUAAUGGUAUGUCCGAAUAAACAAUGUUCAUGGUGUCCAUGGUGGUGAUGAUGAUGAUGAUGAUGGUGGUGAUUCUGAUGAAGGAGCCUGAGACGAGCCAAUGCCGCAGGCACAAAGUUCAACUCCAACGGUCACCUUAGAGCGUGUGUGGGAGUGCAUGGAUGACAUGUACGAAUACAUGGGCCAGAUGUCCACCCAGAUGACUGGAAUGUACGACUACAUGGGGCAAAUGACCACCCAGAUGAGCACACUGCAGGUGACCGUGAAUGAGAUGCGAGAUGAGUUUCAAUCUUUCAAUGGAGGAUACAUUCAUCCCACCACAUCCGACUACCAUAAUGCUAGCAAUAACAAUGAAGAAAAUGUGAAUGAGGGAGAGAGGGACAGGAGUAGGAACUCGAUGAUUUUAGAUUGUGUGUUUUUAUUGUUAAGUGUUAAAAACGAUUGUUGAUUGUUAUUCUCUGGUUUUAGAUUUUAGUUAUGUGUGAACAAUUCUGAUUUUUGUUUUUAUUGUAUUUAUUGUUAGUUUGUUUAGUUGUUAUGUUAUGAAGUUAUGAGUCCUUGUUAUCAUUGUUUAGUUGUUAUGUUGGUUUGAAACAUAAUUUGUACGAGCAAAAGAACCACGCAAAUCAACAUACAUAAGCAAAAAAGAUGCAGGGCAUAGGUUGAUUUACCUAUAUUUGGUCGACCUAGUACCAGAUUGUGUAGACCGCGAAACCAACACGAUCUUCAUUUUACGUCAAAUACUAUGGAUAAAUGGAUGCAACACUUCUCUUCAAUCUGGUCGACCUCUUGCUGUAAAUGGUCGACCAUUUUGUUAAUGACCGCCAUCAAGUGGUCGACCUAUAUACCUUUACGGUUGACCAUGUUGCUUCUGACGCCAACGAAAAGGGCGACCGAGAUUUUAUUGUGGUCGACCAAAAAUAACAACUUAAACUACAAACGGUCGACCAUAUGAUCUUUGAGGUCGACCGCGAUGAGUCCUCAGGGUGCCUAAAUUAGUCAAUUCGAUCGACCGCUGUUACGAUUAGGUCGACCGAAAUGUCCAUGUUAUGGUGACAUGCAUGUCACCAUAGGCACACCCUAACAUGAAAGCUGCUCCAACACAAGACAAUUAUAGAAUUACAAACAUAAAUAAAAGUAUACCUGUCUCAUACCAAUCAUUUUGCGGGUUUUACCCAUACUCAGUCAAUGCGUGGAUUCCCCCCAUUGACUGGAUCGUGGCCGGUGGGGUACCCGCGACCAUGGGUUUGGUUUCCAUCCCUAGUGGUAAUCUCUUAAACCCCCAACGAUUUCGUUGCUAGAUUACUUGAGUGCGCAACAACUUUUUUAAAUAAUUUUUAUGGCAACGAUCUUAAUAAAUUCUCAACGGAUCG
This is a messenger RNA of Linum trigynum, 3567 nucleotides long. NCBI's taxonomy places the organism in Eukaryota, Viridiplantae, Streptophyta, Magnoliopsida, Malpighiales, Linaceae. The record is from the annotation of a GenBank genome assembly.